This is a messenger RNA of Oncorhynchus keta (chum salmon), 1278 nucleotides long. Its product is annotated as claudin-10-like. Gene Ontology annotation, molecular function: structural molecule activity. Gene Ontology annotation, cellular component: plasma membrane; bicellular tight junction. Gene Ontology annotation, biological process: bicellular tight junction assembly; cell adhesion. The record is from RefSeq and is a predicted model, not a curated record. Bases 397 to 1071 code for a protein of 224 amino acids. NCBI's taxonomy places the organism in Eukaryota, Metazoa, Chordata, Actinopteri, Salmoniformes, Salmonidae. The transcript has 5 exons.
UCCUGAUUUAAUAGUUGAGAAAGUCAAACAGUGGGUCAGGAUGGGUGUCAGCGCUUUCGAUGAACCAAUCUAAACCAAUUUCGAUGAACCAAUCUGUCAUAUUGUUUAUCUCCUUAGACCACACCUAAGCUCUAAACCCUGGUCACCGUCACCUUAUAGGUGAAGCCUCUAUGGUUUUUACACGCCUCCUAUUGCUUUACAACCCCUGUGCAUAGACUAAAGUUCUCUACAUUUGAAACAAGACAACAGACACCCAGCACAUUGGAGACCGAUCAAGGACAUACAACAACUUGCAUAUCUCGUGAGGCCAUUUUCAAUCAUUCUGUGUGUCUGAGGGUUUCAACCUCAAGUUUAGAAGCCUUUUCCCACACCUGUGUGUGUGUGCUCUGGGUGAUCAUGUCGACGGCAGUGGAACUAACUGGGUUUUUGUUGUGCGUGGCAAGCUGGCUGCUCACCGGCUCCUCACUAGCCAAUGACUACUGGAAGCUGUCCUCGGUGUCUGGGAGUGUCAUCGUAUCCACACGCCAGUUCCAGAAUCUAUUUCAUUCAUGUGCCGAGAACAGCGCCGGCAUUAGGAACUGCAAAGACUUUGAGUCUAUGCUCGCUCUGCCUGGCUACAUACAGGCAUGUCGAGCCCUGAUGAUCAUCGCUCUGCUCCUGGGUCUAGCGUCCAUCAUUGUGUCAGUGCUGGGGCUGAAAUGCACAAAGAUCGGCAGCACUUCUGAACAGGCCAAGGGCAAAAUCGCUCUGACAGGCGGAAGCUUGUUCAUCUUAUCAGGUCUUUCCACCUUGACUGCUGUGUCAUGGUACGCUGCACGGGUGGUGCAGGAGUUCCAUGAUCCAUUCUUUGCAGGAGUAAGGUUUGAACUGGGUGCAGGUCUAUACAUGGGUUGGGGAGCUGCCUGUUUGGCCAUUCUAGGUGGUGUCAUGCUCUGCUGUUCCUGUAAGAGGGGUCCAUCGGGACCCACCACAGGGGGAUAUUCAUACAACUACUCCAAAACAAGCGGUGGACAACAGAUCUAUAGGGCACCACAUGUGUCAGAGUCUGGGAGUUCAAAAGCUUAUGUUUAAAGCAGUUUAAAAUGUGUUUUUUUCAAUCUAAUUUGUUUGUUUGUCUGUUUCCAUUUGUUUCUUCGUCGAAGUAUGAAUUUACUGGUUUGAAUUUGCCAUUAUAUAUUUUUGUUGCUUUGUUUUUGUUUUCUUGAGUUGGGUCACUGUGAAUAUUAAUGCAAUGUUUAUUACUUUGAAAUGUAUUGAAAAUAAAAACAUUACUCUGUU